UCACCACCACCACCACCACUACUACUACUACUGCUAAGUUGUUGUGUGCAACAUGUUGGUAAUUGGGUGUGUAAGGCCAACAUGUAGACAGUUGAUAAUGAAGAGAUCAUUUAAAUAUGAUACUGUGCGAUAUCUUAACCAAUCUGGUUGGUUCUUCAGUCGUCAUAAACAUCUUUUUAAAACAUUUAAAUUAGAUAGUAUACCAAAAUUACCAUAUCAUGAAACUAUUGAAUUACUGUAUCAACAAUAUAAACCAUCUAAAACAUUUGAAAUAGAUACUAAUUUAUCACCUAUUGUUAUGUUACAUGGAUUUCUUGGAUCUAAACAAAAUUAUGGUACAGUUGCAAGACAUAUUACUCAAUUAACUCGACAUCCAGUUUAUGGAGUUGAUAUGAGAAAUCAUGGACAAUCAAUGCAUGCUGGACCUCAUGAUUAUUAUCAUUUAGCAUUAGAUGUAAUUAAAGUAUUACAAGAUAAAAAUUGGAAUGAUGCUAUAUUAGUAGGACAUUCUAUGGGAGCUAAAGUUGCCAUGAUUGUGGGAUUACUUGAACCAGAAUUGUUAUCAAAAAUUAUAGUUAUUGAUAAUAGUCCUGUUAGUAGUCAAUUAGAUGAAAGUUUUGAAAAAGAUGUGGUAGGAAUGUGUCAUGUAGAAUAUGACUUUCCUAAUUUUAUUAAUAAAUCUCCAACUUUUCAAGCUUCUAAAGUUGAUUCUAUAUUAGAUCAAUAUGAGCCAGAUAAGAAAGUUCAAUUUUUCUUAAAGACUAAUAUUAACAAGAAUUAUAAGAUAAAGGAUCAAUAUUUUAGAGUUCCUGUAUUCAAUUUUCUUAAGGAAGAUGUUAUUAGUAAUAUGGGAGAUUGGCCAUCUGAUAAACUAAAUAAUAAAAUUUUUGACAAACCAGUAUUAGUCAUUUCUGGUAAGCAUUCUAAUUUUGUUAAAGAUGAGUACUUGCCAAUAUUUCAUCAUUACUUUACGAAUGUAAAGUUUGAAGAAUUCGAAUGUGGACAUUGGGUGGUAACAGAUAAGCCUCAGGAGUUUAUAACUUCUGCUGUUAACUUCAUAUCUUAGGUAAUAUAAUUAUAUAACAUAGACCAUAUAUACAUACAUAGACCGUAUAUACAUACAUAGAGCAUAUAAAUCAUAGAGCAUAUAAAUCAUAGAACAUAUAAUAAAAGAUAGAACAUAUAAAUCAUUAUAAUUCGAGC
Scheffersomyces amazonensis is the source of this 1203-nucleotide messenger RNA. Its product is annotated as putative hydrolase. The transcript has a single exon. Gene Ontology annotation, cellular component: mitochondrion. Gene Ontology annotation, molecular function: carboxylic ester hydrolase activity. Bases 53 to 1066 code for a protein of 337 amino acids. Lineage: Eukaryota; Fungi; Ascomycota; Pichiomycetes; Serinales; Debaryomycetaceae. The record is from RefSeq and is a predicted model, not a curated record.